UUAAACUGUUGGAUGUGGAUGCUUCUAGUUCGUGUUGAAGCUCUAUAUUCGCUAUUACCGGUUGCCGGAAAUGAAUCGUCCGGCGAGUAUUCGGUGAAUUCGUACGCUUCACAUGCUCGAUCGCACUUGCAGACUUCAACAUGGAUUUACUCAAAGGUUUUGGCGCUGUGGAGUUUGUUUUGGUGAGGAUCCUGAUUAAAGAAUUUUGUAGCAUCUCUCUCUAUGUUGCGGUGGAUUAUUAAAAAAAAAAUUGAUUCUAUUAUUUUUUUUCUUUCAGUAAUUUGAUUUGUGGAUUAUCUUGGUGGUGACUUGUGAAUUUGGGAUGUUUAUAGUUGAUAAUUAUUUCAUACCAAACAGAGACGGAUCUCUACCUAUUUUUCUUGCUUUCUGUUUAUUUUGCAGUAACAUCAGCUUUUGCUUACUUUCACCACAACGGCUUUACUAUUUGCUGUGCUUCAUGUCACAAAAAAAGAAAGGUGUUCGUUUUACUCACUCUUUGUCAGGGAAGAUCUGAAGCAGCGCUAGCUUCACACCUUCCGUGAUGGAUUUAUACUCCUCUGGUGAAGAAGUGGUUGUUAAGACAAGAAAACCAUAUACAAUAACAAAACAAAGAGAACGAUGGACAGACGAGGAACAUAAUAGAUUUCUAGAAGCCCUUAAGCUAUAUGGGCGAGCAUGGCAGCGCAUAGAAGAGCAUAUAGGAACAAAAACUGCUGUGCAAAUCCGGAGCCAUGCACAAAAAUUCUUUUCAAAGUUGGAGAAGGAAGCUGUUGUAAAAGGUUCUGCAUUAGGACAAGCUCUUGACUUAGACAUCCCCCCUCCCCGGCCCAAAAGAAAACCAAGCAAUCCUUAUCCGCGCAAGACUAAUGUUGGCACCCCAACAUCACAUAGUGGGGCAAAGUAUGGAAAGCCACUUAUUGCAGUUGCAUCUUCAAAUGGUAAACAAACCAUGGAUUUCGAGACAGAAUCGCUUCCCGAGAAGCAUAAAGAUGAGGAAAGGCCAACAACUGUGAAAGAAAAUAAAGAUGAAAAUUGCUCAAAAGCAUUUACAAUCCUCAAGGAGGCACCCUGUUCAUCUGUAUCCGCAGCAAUCAAGAGUUCAAUCUCAAUGUCAGCGCCCCAGACAAAUUGCUGCAUCUUAAGGGAGUUUACUCCUUCAGUGAAAAAUGUGAUAAAUCAAGAUGAAACAAAUAAAUCUUUUCCUACUGCAGAGAUUGAAAAUCAGAUGUUGGAGUCAGAUGAUGGAAAACACACACAAAUGACUGAUGGCACUUGUAAAACCUCUAAAUUGGAGAGUUCUUCUCAUAAAUCGGUUCAAGCUGAGAAAACAGAUGAUCUUACUUCUGCAUUAACAGAUGAGAUGCAAAGUAAUCAGAAUUACCCAAGACAUAUCACUGUGCAUGUUGUUGAUGGGAACCUCGGAACUAGUACUCAAACUCCAUCACAAGAUGUAUUAGUUCAAGACUCCGCAUUUCAGCCAAUAGGAGGAAUUAAUGGGAAACCUAAUCUUUUCACAAAUUCAGCUGCAUCAAACACAACUGGUAGUCAAAAUAACAUGGCACGGUCAUCUAUUCAUCAAUCAUUUCCUCCUUGUCCUCCCUUUUCACAACUUAAUCAUGAUGAUUACCAAUCCUUUCUCAACAACAUGUCUUCUACAUUUUCAAGUCUGAUUGUCUCUACCUUGCUGCAACACCCUGCAGCCCAUGCUGCAGCAAGUUUUGCUGCUACAUUUUGGCCCUAUGCAAAUGUAGAAUCUUCAGCUGAUUCUCCAGCUUGUUCUCAAGGAGGUUUUCCAUCUAGACAAAUUGGUUCACCUCCUAGUGUAGCAGCUAUCGCUGCUGCUACGGUAGCUGCUGCAACUGCAUGGUGGACAGCUCAUGGACUGCUUCCUCUGUGCGCUCCACUGCAUACAGCUUUUGCCUGUCCUCCUGCAUCAACAACUGUUGUUCCAUCAAUGAAUAUCAGUGAAGUUCCACCUAAGACAGAACAAGGAGAUAUUACACUACAAAAUCCUCCUCUGCAAGAUCAUAAACUAGAUCAAGAAGACUCGGAAGCUUUGCAAGCUCAACAUUCAGGUUCUAAGUCACCAGCUGUUUCUUCAUCUGAAUCAGAGGAGAGUGGAGAUGCUAAGUUAAAUGCUUCAUCAAAGGCCACUAUUAAUCUUGAUAUAAACCAACCAAUUUCUGAGAACCUUAAUUCAAACCAAGUGGAGGGCAGGAAACUGGUAGACCGGUCUUCUUGUGGUUCUAACACAACCUCUGGCAGUGAAGAGACUGAUGCGCUAGAGAAGGAUGGGAAAGAAAAGGAAGACCCCAAAACACCUGAUGCAGACCAUUUAGCUAUUGAUCCUAGUAGUCGUCGAUAUAGAAGCAUUAGCAACAUUCUUGAUUCUUGGAAGGAGGUGUCUGAAGAGGGACGGCUUGCCUUUCGGGCUCUAUUCUCCAGAGAGGUGUUGCCCCAAAGCUUUUCACCUCCUCCUGAUUUGAUAAAUAAAGAUCAUCAGAUGGACAACAUGAAGGGUAUCGAGCAAAACACACCCCAUCAAGAUCACCUUGACAGCAAGAAAUGCAGUUCUAGUUGUGACCGGUUGCAGCAAAACCUACCAUUUGUACAAAAUAACAGUGAGGAGGAGGGACUGCUAACCUUAGGUCUUGGACAAGGUAAACUUAAGACUCGUCGAACAGGGUUUAAACCUUACAAAAGAUGUUUAGUAGAAGCGAAGGAAAACAGGAUUGGAACGACUUGUAAUCAAGUUGAAGAGACAGGUCCCAAGAGGAUACGCCUGGAAGGGGGGAGUUCUACUUGAUGCUUGAUAAAUGCAUAGAAUCACAGAAAAUCCGAGUUUUGCGCAUUAUUUCUAACUCCCCUGCUCGGUAUCUGUAUUGUUUAUUUUCUAAUUCUGCAGCUCACAAAACUUGUCUUGUAGGUGUGUGUACCAUAUUAAAUUACUACCUACGUUGUUUUACUUUCUUGGACUGAUGCUGCUGCAGUUAAAAAUUCCGCUAAAAUAGCAUUAGAGAAGAAACAUUAAGUACUGUUUGAGCAUUGAAAAUUUAAGUAAUUUAUGAUAAUCCUUCAUUCUAUCA
Messenger RNA from Vicia villosa (hairy vetch), 3086 nucleotides. Its product is annotated as protein LATE ELONGATED HYPOCOTYL. Gene Ontology annotation, molecular function: DNA binding. The coding region runs from base 542 to 2806 and encodes 754 amino acids. The record is from RefSeq and is a predicted model, not a curated record. The transcript has 8 exons. Lineage: Eukaryota; Viridiplantae; Streptophyta; Magnoliopsida; Fabales; Fabaceae.